AUGAGCAACUGUCUCAAACUGCCUGUGGCAGCCUUUGCUUUUGAUCCACACUGUGCUGUGCGAUCCCCACCUGACAACUGGCACAUCUUGGAGCUUGCUGAAUCCAUUCUGAAUGAAGGGUUCAUCACCACCACCGAUCCAAUCAUGGGGAUGCAGAGCGCGGAAGUACUUCAAGGUGCAAGCCUUGCUCAUGUCCAGCCCCCUUGGUCUGGGAAUUUGCUGCCUUUUUCAGUAGGCUUUUCCAAAGGCCGAGCUCGAAUUCACACGUUGCUGGCAAUCUUGAGGGUGGCUUUUGAUAACAAGCUCGACAUUGAACAGGUUCACCCUGUGCUGGCAGAGUCGGUGGUGAGUAUCAACACCCACAUCUUAGAGCAUGCCUCCAAGCAGCAGGAGUUGAUCUACAAUUUCAAGCUGUCCAAUCGUGGAUCACUGCGGAGGCCACCGUCCAUCAUGGAAUGGGUCCAGAGCAUUAAACAACUUCGCGGGCAAGGUGCUGAUGUUGACCUGCAGGCAAUCAUCAAGAAGUUCAACCACGGCACGAUCAAACCAUUGCAAUUGGGUGGAGCCAAAGCUGUUGCUGUCAGGAACCUUCUGGAAACAAUGCCUGCCUCAGCCUUGAAUGUCAUUGAGGCCCAUGUCCAGAAGCUUGGGUGGCAGAACAGCUGCUUCUCAGAUGAUUGCUUGAGCAGCAAGCGGGUGUUGCCAACCUACAAUUUCCGUCACCAAGCUGGUGGAUUGUGGUCCAAGCUUGGCAAGAUGGGCGAGGAAGCCACUUUGUGCCUUUUCAAGCAUGUGACAGUUGCCUAUGAGACAACCCCUCCAGCCGCCCGGAAAUCUUUCAGCAAGGCGGAAUUGGAUGAGAAAGCUGAGGAAGCAGCUUUUGUGGUGAAUUGUGCAAGUUUGGCCUUGAAUGAGGCGCCGGUCAAUUACGCUGAGCUGUACGAGAAGUUUGUAGGACCAUACAGCGAGAGUGACCCCAGCGUUCUCUUGGAAGUUCAAUGUGCACUUGGGCAGAAGGACCCAGCUUUUGCUUUGCGGUCUUUGAAGCCUUUGAAAGACGCGCUGGAUGCCCAUGCCACCAGCCGACCACUUGGGGAUGACCCAUCACAAAGUGUGCAUUUAUCCAACUUGGAAGCAGACGCCUACGAGCUUCUGCAGCGAAGAAUUGAGUAUGAUUUGAAAUGCUUCAGGGUCUACAAGUCCAAAUUGGAGAGCCAUGAGACCGCACAGUUUCAUGCUGAGUUGAACCAUCGGAAAGGAGCCUAUGAUGCUUCUCUCUCAGCAGCAAAGAAACUGAUGGCUUCCAACGUCAAGGUGAUCAGCUCUCCAAAUUUGCACACCGUCCUCCAAGAGUACAAUGACUUUGUGGGCCAGUUUUGCAAGAUGUUUGGCUUGGCAAAAGAAUCGCUGGUCACCGACUUAGCUUUGGUCAUCAUUUCCAUCUUGAACUGGAGUGCUUUAUGCCGGGUGAACAACGACCGGCAGCAGCUUCAAUCCCGUGCAGUGGCGGUCAUUACCAAUUCUGAUGGUGGAUCACAGCAAGUUGGAAUUGUGCUACUUCCUCAAUUUGGCUAUCAAAGAGGACAGCUGUGGAUGCAAGAGCAUCACUGUCUCAAGGCACUAAGCUCGGCAGGGCUGCACGUGGACCGAACAUUUACACUGCCGUUUUCAGCCAGGGUUGAUCAGAGAGACAAUCGUCCUUUGAUGUACCAUGGGCGGAUUGUGUCUUCUUUGGGCCUCUCAGAGAAAGAUUGGGCCCUGAAGAACUCAGAGCUUGUCCGGAAUCAACGCUGUGAGCCUGCAGAGCAGCUGCCUGCCUCCAGCAUGGUCUUCGUUGAAGACUUGCAGCCAGACGCCAUGCCAUGCACGACCGACUUGGAUGGGCUUGUGAGCGGCGCCAAGAAGUACGAGCAAGUGGGCAGUUCUGGCUAUGGUCGGAUUCUCCAGAGCGCAGUGGCAGGCUUGAAUUUGCCACCAAAGGGUGGGAUUGUUGUGUUUGACGCAUCCUUGUCUGUCGGUGACUGCUUUGAUGCAUGGAUGGAUGUCAAAAAUGAUUGGCAAGUCCCCACUGCUUACGUUGGCCUGCCAGAAGAUAUGGUUGUGGCUGAAUGGUUUCAGAAGACCAGGCAGCAGGCCAUUGCUCGGAAGCACAUGCAUGGAGACCUGUCAAUCCCUGGCUGUCCACGAGUCGAUCCUGAGCUGCCAGCUGAGCACAAGACGCAGGCCCCUUCACUUCCUCCUUUGAACGUUCUUCAAGCUGUUGGGCCAAACAAGGCAUAUCCAUUGAUGCCAGAAUCACUGAUCAAGGAGUGGAGCUCUCAUGCGGUCUUUGGGGAUACCUUCCGGUCCACCUUGGACAAGAUCAUUGAGGAAUUUGGGGAGGCGCCAUCAGCUCAAGAGGUGAAGCAGGAAGAAUCUGAAGCAGGAAACCCAAAGAAGAGGAAAGGUAGGGAUGAGACUCAGGCCACAGUUGCAAAAUGCCCCAGGUCAGCUGUGCCUGUGAAGCAGAUCCCCAUCCAGUCCAUUGGGAGCGAGCAAGUCCUGCUGGAGACAGAGUUGGUCAAUUGCAAGAACAAGGGGUUGAAAUUGCAAAUGAAAGCUGGAGGGAAAGUGUAUGUCUUGAAUAUGAGCUCCACUGCCGCCAAGCUCCCGGCGGGCUCUUACAAGCAGAGAGCUGCUGGGGAGCCUGUGGGAGAGAAGGAGGUUCUCUUCACCCUUCAGCCUGAGACCAUGGUUUUGAUGGGCAAUACCUUGAAGAGUGUGAGGUCUGUGGUGGAUGGAAAGCGAUCCACGGAUCCCCAUGCCAAAGUCGCGUACCAUGAGAUGUCUGAGGCAAGCACGACCGAGGAUCCAAGCAAGUUUGAUCUGAAGCUGACAACUCGCAUUGUCUUUGUCCCCACGGGCCCAGCCAAGGCCAAGGAAGAGGAGGGUGAGGGCUUCAGUGGAGCUCAAGUCUCAGCAGCCCGCAUGGUACCUAUGGAAGCGUGGGUGAAGGGCAGUUUGGCUUUCCCUGCUUGGUGUGUGCGCUGGGCCCCACAAGGCCUGAUGCCGAUUCGCCCAGUGAUCGUGUUGCUGCAGGAGAUCAUGCUGGAGCCUGCUCAUGGCGUGAUGCUUUGA
Molecule: messenger RNA, 3117 nt
Organism: Durusdinium trenchii
Lineage: Eukaryota; Dinophyceae; Suessiales; Symbiodiniaceae
Source: the annotation of a GenBank genome assembly